Molecule: messenger RNA, 1537 nt
Organism: Artibeus jamaicensis (Jamaican fruit-eating bat)
Lineage: Eukaryota; Metazoa; Chordata; Mammalia; Chiroptera; Phyllostomidae
Gene: CCNB2
Product: cyclin B2
Biological process (GO): mitotic cell cycle phase transition; regulation of cyclin-dependent protein serine/threonine kinase activity
Cellular component (GO): nucleus; cytoplasm; cyclin-dependent protein kinase holoenzyme complex
Molecular function (GO): cyclin-dependent protein serine/threonine kinase regulator activity
Source: RefSeq, a predicted model, not a curated record
UCCAGGAACAAGUCAGCAGCCGAACUUUUCCAGCGGUGCAGCUCGGAGCACUUACCUAACGGCGCCGCGGACCUCUGUGCCCUCCCUCUGCAGUCCUCGUCUCUCCUUGGGCUGGCACUCUUGCCUGCCCCGUCCCUCAUGGCGCUGCUCCGACGCCCGACAGUGUCCACUGAUUUAGAGAAUAUUGACACAGGAGUUAAUUCUAAAACGAAGAGUCAUGUGACACUCCGUCGAGCAGUUUUAGAAGAAAUUGGAAAUAGGGUUACAACCAGAGCAACACAAGUAGCUAAGAAAGCUCCGAACACGAAAGUACCUGUCCAACCCACCAAAACAACAAAUGCCAACAAACAGCUGAAACCUGUUGCUUCUGUGAAACCAGUACAGAUGAAAAUGUUGGCUCCAAAGGGUCCUUCUCCCACGCCUGAGGAUAGCUCCUGAGGUAGGGUCCUUCUCCCACGCAUGAAGGAAGAGAGCCUCUGUCAAGCUUUCUCCGACGCCUUGCUGUGCAAAAUCGAGGACAUCGAUACUGAAGACUGGGAGAACCCUCAGCUCUGCAGCGACUACGUCAAGGAUAUCUACCAGUACCUAAGGCAGCUAGAGGUUCUGCAGUCCAUAAAUCCACAUUUCUUAGAUGGAAGAGAUGUAAACGGACGUAUGCGUGCCAUUCUGGUGGACUGGCUGGUGCAAGUCCAUUCCAAGUUUAGGCUGCUGCAGGAAACCCUGUACAUGUGCAUCGCCAUUAUGGAUCGAUUUUUACAGGUUCAGCCAGUCUCUCGCAAGAAGCUUCAACUGGUUGGGAUUACAGCUUUGCUCUUGGCUUCCAAGUAUGAGGAGAUGUUUUCUCCAAAUAUUGAAGACUUCGUUUACAUCACAGAUAACGCGUAUACCGGUGCCCAAAUCCGAGAAAUGGAAGCUCUAAUUUUGAAAGAACUGAAAUUUGAGUUGGGCCGGCCUUUGCCGCUACAUUUCUUAAGGCGGGCAUCGAAAGCCGGGGAGGUAGAUGUUGAACAGCACACUUUAGCCAAAUACCUGAUGGAGCUGACGCUCAUUGACUACGACAUGGUGCAUUUCCACCCUUCCAAGGUGGCGGCGGCUGCUUCCUGCCUGUCCCAGAAGGUUCUAGGCCAAGGAAAAUGGAACUUAAAGCAGCAGUAUUACACUGGCUACACGGAGAACGAGGUGUGGGAAGUCAUGCAGCACAUGGCCAAAAAUGUGGUGAGAGUAAAUGAAAACCUAACGAAAUUCAUCGCCAUCAAGAAUAAGUAUGCAAGCAGCAAACUCCUGAAGAUCAGCACCAUCCCUCAGCUGAACGCAAAAGCCAUCCAGGAGCUCGCCGCCCCGCUGUUGGGGCGGGCCUAGGCCCUGGGUCCUCGAGGAAGAGCGAGAGGAAGAGCAAUUCGUCUGCGCACUUUGUUUUGCUGAUCUGGAAUUCUCGACUUUAUUAUAUAUAAUUCUCUGGUCUAUUUCACAAAACCUCUUCUCAGACCUAUUUUCUAACUAUAUAUUGAAGAAAAAUAAAGGUAUUGGUUUUUCUUAA